Molecule: messenger RNA, 1377 nt
Organism: Aspergillus fumigatus Af293
Lineage: Eukaryota; Fungi; Ascomycota; Eurotiomycetes; Eurotiales; Aspergillaceae
Product: splicing regulator NSRP1-like domain-containing protein
Biological process (GO): regulation of alternative mRNA splicing, via spliceosome
Source: RefSeq, a predicted model, not a curated record
AUGCCCCCUCCGAAGCUGUCCUACGGGCUCAAUUUGCCCAGCAAAAAAGCUCCAAUCUCGAAACUCGGACCGCCAGGUUCCCAGAAACGCAAGAAGACCAUCUUCGAUUCCGACUCUGAAGGCGACAACCAGAACGAUGCCGGCGACGGCGGCGGUGACGGCCCCAUCGAGAUAACCACAAUUGGCGGUCUCGAAGAACCACCCAGACCGUCCACCAACGAGCGACAAACUACAGAACCGCCUGCAAAACGAAAACCAUUGGCUGGUCCCCCAACCGGCAAACCCAACAUCAAACCCCUAAGCAAGAACUCCAUCUUUGCCGACGGGGAAGAGACCCAAGAACCACAGGCAAUGCCGCUGGGCCUCAACCCCGCGAAAAACAAAUCCAGCGCGCCACCCACCGCCGAGCUCACAAACCUUUCCGCCCUCCGCAGUAGCAAGAAACACGCCGAGGACGCCCAACAGCUUGACCCCACCAUCUACUCCUACGACGCCAUCUACGACAGCCUGCAUGCCGCCAAAUCUGACAAAGCCAAAGCCGCUUCCGCGGACGCCAAAAACGACGGGCCGCGGUACAUGACCUCGCUAUUGCGCAGUGCAGAGAUCCGCAAGCGGGACCAGCUGCGCGCGCGGGACAGGCUGCUCGCCAAAGAGCGUGAGGCAGAGGGCGACGAGUUCGCCGACAAGGAGAAGUUCGUGACGUCCGCGUACAAGGCGCAGCAGGAGGAGCUGCGGCGGAUCGAGCAGGAAGAAGCAGAGCGGGAACGGCAGGAGGAGGAGCGGCGGAAGCAGAACGGCGGGGCGGGGAUGGUCGGGUUCUACCGGGACAUGCUAUCGCGAGACGAGCAGCGGCACGAGGAAGUCGUCAAGGCUGCAGAGGAGGCCGCGCGACGGGUGCAGGCGGGCGAGAUCCCAGCCGACGAAGCCGCCGCGGAGGCGGAAGCAAGCAAGGAAAAGACCGAGGCGCAGAUCGCCGCGGAGCUCAACGCCAAGGGCGCGCACAUCGCCAUCAACGACGAGGGCGAAAUCGUCGACAAGCGGCAGCUGCUGUCCGCGGGGCUGAACGUCGCGCCCAAGCCCAAGCCGUCCGCCUCGGCGAGCGCCGCUGCGGCUGCUGCUCGUGCGGCUGCCAACAAGCCGCGUCUCGACUCGGGGCACCACGCGGCGCGGACGAACCAGCGCGCCCGUCAGACGGAGAUGAUCGCGCGACAGCUAGAGGAGAAGGCCCGACAGGAAGCCGAGGCCGAGGCCGCGCGACAGCGGGAGAUCGCGGAGCGCACGCGUACUCGCAAAACGGAGACGGAUGUGCUGAGCGCGAAGGAGCGAUAUCUGGCGAGAAAGCGGGAGCGAGAAGAAGCGGCCAAGAAGGGGUCGUAG